CCUACAUCGAGGGGCUCAUCGCCCGCGCCAUUCCAGUUGGAGCAAGCCGUCGACUCGACGAUCGGGGGCAACUUGGCAACGGCCGUCGCCGGUUAUCCGAAAAUUGUCCGGAUACGACGACAAGUUGACGCAAAGUCAGUCGAUCAGAACAUGUCGAGCCACCACCCGACGUACACCCUGGCUGCCUUGAUGGCCCUUGGCGGUGUCAUGGGCUACGUGAAGCGCAGGUCUGUGAUCUCUCUUGUGGCGGGUGUUGGUGUUGGCGCCGGGUUUGGCUUUGCAGGGUACCUGCUGCAACAAGGUCAAAUGACGAACGGCCACGCGACUGCGCUCGCGCUGAGCUCGGUCACGAUGGCCGCCAUGGGUGUCCGCGCCAUCAAGACCAAGGCCACCGUUCCCAUCGUCGUUUCGUCGCUGUGCGCUGUCUCGGCCGCGUACCAUGCCCAAAAGUAUUUUGAAUGGGCCGGGCAAGAAUAGCACGUCCCGACCGUGUGCUUUGUGCACGAGAGUGAACCCGGUGGCAUCCGCCGUGCUCCCUCCACGUUUGCCGUGUUUCUAGCGAUCCCCAACUCGGGGCGGCAACACUGAAUGCAUACAUUACUCCUC
Molecule: messenger RNA, 606 nt
Organism: Aphanomyces invadans
Lineage: Eukaryota; Oomycota; Saprolegniomycetes; Saprolegniales; Verrucalvaceae
Exons: 2
Coding region: 151-477 (108 amino acids)
Cellular component (GO): membrane
Source: RefSeq, a predicted model, not a curated record